AUGUCGGGGUUGACCAAGUGCCCGCGAAUCAAUCGUUUCUUGGGCAGCCACUUUCUGAAAGGAUUCUCAACUGCUCUAGUACCGAUGAAGAGGCUCAGCGACGCGAUCCUUUGGCAUCUCUACUACUCUCCAGAUGGGAGUAGACUUCCGUACCCGGAUCUGGAUGCAAUGGACCUGGACCACGUUGAUACUAGCCUAAAGGAUCUAACAACAACACGACACAUUGUCGGUUGGUGCUCAGAGGCGAAGUUCUAUGCUGGGGCUGCGGGGAUGAAUUACGCCAUCAAGCCUUCACAACUUCAACGGCCUGGGCGGGACUUUGCUUUGGAGAAAGUGAGCUUCUCCGUGGGCGAGCUCGUGACCGGCGGGUGUACUUUUGGGAUAGGUCGCAAAGACAUCCAUGUGCGAAUCACUCGCGGCUCUUACAAGGCGAAGCUGGAAUGGAUUGACCAGAAAUACGUCACCCUCUGGGACGUCAUCGAACAUCGCGGUUGGCUGGUGAGCGGGAGCGCAGCCCUCCUACACCUACUGCGAACGUCCCUCGAAUCCUCCAGAGUGGACAAAUUUAGAUCCGAGUUCCUGUUUGAGCAGGACAAGUUCGAGGAAUCGCCGAAUCCCGCCACGCUUGGUUCGGCCGUGGAUGUCCUUUUAAACCCCGUAAACCAGAAGCUCAAGCUCUACCCCAAGGACGAGUACACAUACACUGAAACGAGGAUUCUGCCGAACGGUCAGCGAGAGGCGAUCACGAAGACCGUCACGUCUCAGACGACACUGAAGGAUCGAGUGGAAGAGCUUUACGAGACCCUGGAGAAACUAAUUGAUCACAACGCUCGGGCAGAAGCCUCGUACAAGGGCGUCAACGCGAAACUUCGCCUGCACGACCAGCUUGAUGGAUGGGAUUUCGCCGACAUUGCCACGGAUAGGGACCCUUUCUAUCUCAGGAAGGCAACUCUGCCUCUCCAUAAGCUGAGCUGGGCCGACUUCACGAAGGCGAUCCCGGCCAUCAACCUGUUUGGAAAGGGCUUUGGAGACAUAAUUCGCGCGUCACCGAUGGGGCACGACAAUCCGGCCGCUAUCUGUCGGGGGUGGGAAACAGUUCCGACGAAGAGCCAUCUCCUUUGCAUCAGCGUCAGCGAUCUUCGAGACAUUAUUGAUCGG
Molecule: messenger RNA, 1158 nt
Organism: Ilyonectria robusta
Lineage: Eukaryota; Fungi; Ascomycota; Sordariomycetes; Hypocreales; Nectriaceae
Exons: 2
Source: RefSeq, a predicted model, not a curated record